Homo sapiens (human) is the source of this 3209-nucleotide messenger RNA. RefSeq names its product zinc finger protein 786 (gene ZNF786). The transcript is spliced from 4 exons. Gene Ontology annotation, cellular component: nucleus. NCBI's taxonomy places the organism in Eukaryota, Metazoa, Chordata, Mammalia, Primates, Hominidae. The record is from RefSeq and is marked validated. Gene Ontology annotation, biological process: regulation of DNA-templated transcription. Bases 79 to 2427 code for a protein of 782 amino acids.
AGUGCGCAGCAGGGCAGGUUCCUGCGGAGCCGCCGGAGACGGUCGGGUUUGCCAGGGCCGGGCGGGACCGCGGGGACCAUGGCGGAGCCGCCUCGGCUACCUCUGACUUUUGAGGAUGUUGCUAUUUAUUUCUCCGAGCAAGAAUGGCAGGAUCUAGAGGCAUGGCAGAAGGAACUUUACAAGCAUGUGAUGAGAAGCAAUUAUGAGACUCUCGUCUCUCUAGAUGAUGGACUUCCAAAACCAGAACUAAUAUCCUGGAUUGAACACGGGGGAGAGCCCUUCAGGAAAUGGAGAGAAUCACAGAAAUCAGGAAACAUAAUUUGCUCCUCUGUUGAUAUGCAUUUUGAUCCAGGUUUUGAGGAACAGCUGUUUUGGGGAAGCCAGCAGGCUAUGAAUUCAGGAAAAACUAAAAGCCAUUUCCAAUUAGAUCCUGAAAGCCAGUGUUCCUUUGGAUCCUUUGUUUCCUUCAGGCCUGACCAAGGCAUCACCCUCGGGAGCCCACAGAGACACGACGCCAGGGCUCCUCCACCACUAGCCUGCGGCCCCAGUGAAUCUACCCUAAAAGAAGGAAUCCCAGGUCCCAGAAAUCUGGAUCUUCCUGGUUUGUGGGACGUCCCCGCCUGGGAGAGCACCCAGCACCCUUGGCCUGUCUGCGGGGAAAGCUGUUGGGAGAACAACCAUUUAGUAAUGCACCAGAGAGGCCACUCAAAGGACCGGACACGUAGGGCCUGGGAGAAAUUCAACAAGAGGGCGGAGACGCAGAUGCCGUGGAGCAGCCCUCGGGUACAGAGGCACUUCCGGUGUGGCGUGUGCGGUAAGAGCUUCCGCCGGAAGCUGUGUCUGCUGCGCCAUCUGGCGGCCCACACGGGGAGGGGCCCCUUCCGGAACGCUGACGGUGAAAUGUGCUUCCGACACGAGCUGACCCAUCCCAGCCACCGCCUCCCGCAGCAGGGGGAGAAGCCUGCCCAGUGCACCCCAUGCGGCAAGCGCUCCCUCCCAGUGGACAGCACGCAGGCUCGCCGGUGCCAGCACAGCCGGGAGGGGCCGGCCUCUUGGAGAGAAGGCCGCGGGGCCUCCAGCAGUGUGCACUCGGGACAGAAACCAGGCUCGCGCCUGCCCCAGGAGGGGAACAGCCACCAGGAAGGGGACACGGAGGCGCUGCAGCAUGGCGCAGAGGGGCCCUGCUCCUGCUCGGAGUGUGGCGAGCGCUCCCCUAUGAGCGCCAGGCUCGCCAGCCCCUGCAGGGCGCAUACUGGAGAAAAGCCCUUCCAGUGUGCGCAUUGCACCAAGCGCUUCCGCCUGCGCCGCCUGCUGCAGGUCCACCAGCACGCGCACGGUGGGGAGAGACCGUUCUCCUGCAGGAAGUGUGGCAAGGGCUUCGCCAAGCAGUGUAAACUCACGGAGCACAUUCGAGUCCACAGCGGAGAGAAGCCUUUCCGGUGUGCCAAGUGUGGCAGGAACUUCCGUCAGAGGGGACAGCUGCUGCGGCACCAGCGGCUGCACACGGACGAGAAGCCCUUUCAGUGCCCAGAGUGUGGGCUGAGCUUCCGCCUGGAGAGCAUGCUGAGAGCCCACCGGCUCCGGCACGGUGGGGAGAGGCCGUUCUCCUGUAGCGAGUGUGGCAGAGGCUUCACCCACCAGUGCAAGCUCCGUGAGCACCUGAGAGUGCACAGCGGGGAGAGGCCCUUCCAGUGCCUGAAGUGCGACAAGCGCUUCCGCCUGAAGGGCAUCCUGAAGGCCCACCAGCACACGCACAGCAAGGAGAGGCCGUUCUCGUGCGGGGAGUGUGGCAAGGGCUUCACCAGACAAUCCAAGCUCACGGAGCACUUGCGCGUGCACAGCGGGGAGAGACCCUUCCAGUGCCCAGAGUGCAACAGGAGCUUCCGCCUGAAGGGGCAGCUGCUCAGCCAUCAGCGCCUGCACACGGGAGAGAGGCCCUUCCAGUGUCCGGAGUGCGACAAGCGCUAUCGCGUGAAGGCCGACAUGAAGGCCCACCAGCUGCUGCACAGCGGGGAGAUGCCUUUCUCCUGUGAGUGCGGCAAGGGCUUUGUGAAACACUCAAAGCUCAUCGAGCACAUCAGAACGCACACGGGAGAGAAGCCUUUUCAGUGUCCCAAGUGUGACAAGAGUUUCCGCCUGAAGGCGCAGCUGCUCAGCCAUCAGGGCCUGCACACAGGGGAGAGGCCUUUUCACUGCCCUGAGUGUGACAAGAACUUCCGGGAAAGGGGACACAUGCUGAGGCACCAGCGCAUCCACAGGCCCGAGAGGCCCUUUGCCUGUGGCGAUUGUGGGAAGGGCUUCAUUUACAAGUCUAAGCUUGCGGAGCACAUCAGAGUACACACAAAAUCCUGUCCUGCUCCAAAUGAACUGGACAUUAAGAAAAGGCUCAGCCAACUGUUUGCAAUGAUAGAGGCCGAUUGGAGUUGAGGCAGAGUGGGACAUCCAAAGCGUUGAGCAGGAUUGGUAUUGCCCAGGAAUCCACAGCAACAGUAGCCAGACCCGCUGGUAGACGGGUUUUAGGAGCAGGUAUCCUUCUUUGAGCAAGAGUGUCAUGCAAGUUAGGAAUAUGAAGAACCACAAAGGAUUUUCUCUUCAGAAGCAUCACCAAUUAUAUUUCUUUCUUUUUUUUUUUUUUUUCCAAGAUGGAGUUUUGCUCUGUCACCCAGGCUGGAGUGCAGUGGCGUGAUCCCAGCUAUAUUGGAAAAGACAGCAUUAUAAAACAAGGACAUAAUUUUAUGAAAAAGGAGGCAUCUGCAAACGAAAACAAUUUCUACGAGGUUAUAUGUGAUUGUUAACAUUUUUAAGAAAAGGUGCACACAGAAAUCCAGAUAAGAUGUGAUUACCUUUGUGCAUUUGUAUAAAAAUAUAUGUGUGUAAUUAUAAGGAAGUUCUGACAUUUUAAAAAGUAAUUGUUAUAAAAGUAAAUUUAGGCCAGGCACAGUGGUUCAUGCCUGUAAUCCCAGCACUUGGGAGGCCGUGGCAGGAGGAUCACGAGCCAAGGAGUUUGAGACCAGCUUGGGCAACAUGGCAAAACCCUGUCUCUACUAAAAAUACAAAAAUUAGCCAGGCAUGGUGGUACACACCAGUAGUCCCAGCUACUCCUGAAGCUGAGGUGGGAGGAUCGCCUGAGCCCAGGGAGGUCAAGGCUGCAGUGAGCAAUGAUGGUGCCACUGCACUCCAGUAUGGAUGACAUAGUAUGACACUGUCUC